Molecule: messenger RNA, 1305 nt
Organism: Kluyveromyces marxianus DMKU3-1042
Lineage: Eukaryota; Fungi; Ascomycota; Saccharomycetes; Saccharomycetales; Saccharomycetaceae
Gene: PCT1
Product: choline-phosphate cytidylyltransferase
Exons: 1
Coding region: 1-1305 (434 amino acids)
Biological process (GO): CDP-choline pathway
Cellular component (GO): nuclear envelope
Molecular function (GO): phosphatidylcholine binding; choline-phosphate cytidylyltransferase activity
Source: RefSeq, a predicted model, not a curated record
AUGACACCACCUUUGACUAGAGCACCCUCAUUGAAGGAGCGUCUUUCGAGCACCGGGGCUUCGUUCACGAACUUGUUCAAGCUAGGGAAGAAACGGACUCACGAUGAGAUGUCGCUUACGAGCGAUGAUGAUGGGAGGGUGGAUGAAGAAGAAGAUGACGAUGUAGAAGAGGAAGAACAAGAUGAGCAGCAAGCUAGUAGUAGCAGCAGUAGUCUGAAACGUAAAGGCAGUCAGAAACUGGAUAAGAAAGCCCAGAGCAAGCAAAAACGUAAGGAAAAAAGAGCUGGCUCGGAAGGUCCAUCAAGAAAGAGACCACACUCUGAGGCUAGCGAUAUUCAGGCUAGAGAGGAAGAGUUGGACUCAGAAUUGCCAACGGAGUACAGGAAGUUCAGGCCUAGAGGGUUCAAGUUCAACUUACCACCCAAGGACCGUCCCGUGCGUAUAUACGCGGACGGUGUGUUUGACCUUUUCCAUUUGGGCCACAUGAAGCAGUUGGAACAGUGUAAGAAGUCUUUCCCCAAUGUGACGUUGAUCUGCGGUGUUCCAAGCGAUAAGGUGACGCAUAAGCUAAAGGGUUUGACCGUGCUUACCGACAAGCAGAGAUGCGAGACGUUGACGCAUUGCAAAUGGGUGGAUGAGGUGAUACCAGAUGCGCCAUGGGUUGUUACGCCGGAAUUUCUUGAAGAGCACAAGAUCGAUUAUGUGGCUCACGAUGACCUUCCAUACGCCAGCGCGGACAACGACGAUAUUUACAAGCCUAUCAAGCAGAUGGGCAAGUUUUUGACCACGCAACGUACCGAAGGUGUCUCCACAAGUGACAUCAUCACUAAGAUUAUCAGGGAUUACGACAAGUAUUUGAUGAGAAACUUUGCAAGAGGCGCAACCAGACAGGAGUUGAACGUCUCGUGGCUGAAAAAGAACGAGUUGGAGUUCAAGAAGCACAUCCAGGAUUUCAGGUCCUACUUCAAGAAGAACCAAGAAUCGGUCAACAACACCUCGAAGGAUUUGUACUUUGAAGUGAGAGAAAUGCUUCUCAAGAAAACUUUGGGUAAAAAACUGUACUCGAGACUAACGGGGGGGCAAGAGUCUGCUAGAAGAAACAAGAGAAUUGCUGGUGGGUCACCUGUUACGCAAUUUGUUAAGGAUUUCACUGGUGAAGAGGCCGAAUCGCCUGUUAGCGAUAGUGAUGCAGACUUGCAAAGGGCUAGCUCCGCUUCGCCGAAUCAACUCUUCUCCGAUGACGAUGACGACGAUGACGACGAUGAUAAUGAUAAUGAACUUUCCAGUUCAGCUGAGCCUCGCUAG